AUGCAACAUCGGAAACCUCCCCGCCGCUACCUUAGUCCCCUCGAACAACAGCGACACGUAACCUUCCUCGUACUCGAACCCCAGCUUCUCGUUUGGGUUCUUCGCUCUCAACGAAACCUUGUACAGCGUCCGCGAGGUUUUGUUGCCGCCGCCGCCGCUCUUCACAACCAAAUUGGAGAUGUUAAAUGUGGGUCCCGUGGGGUUGAAGAUCAAGUACAGAGUGGCCAGCGUCAUGCCAACGACGGCGAUGACAGCAACGACGAUGAGAGCGACCGUGAGAAGGAGGCGACGUUCACAGCAGCAGCAGCAGCAGCAGCCUCCGCGCGUUUUCUUCGCGGUGGCUGGGUUCCGGAAUUGUUCCAUGAACAACGCGUUCUCACGCGGCGGCACGCGGUACACUUGGUUCUUCGGGAACUGCACGAUAUACGUUUGGUACAUUUGGCGCCCCGGAGGCCGCUGCAGCGCUGCGACGACGGUGGGUUUUGGGUCGUUGACCUGCCCCUCCAUAGCCAUGAAAGCAGCAGCGCACGCAAGGAUCCUCCGUGCGCGCGCAGUGUGCGUUACGCGACUUGGAGGAGCUGA
Molecule: messenger RNA, 582 nt
Organism: Sphenostylis stenocarpa
Lineage: Eukaryota; Viridiplantae; Streptophyta; Magnoliopsida; Fabales; Fabaceae
Source: the annotation of a GenBank genome assembly